Messenger RNA from Apis laboriosa (Himalayan honeybee), 3323 nucleotides. RefSeq names its product innexin inx1 (gene ogre). The record is from RefSeq and is a predicted model, not a curated record. The transcript has 4 exons. NCBI's taxonomy places the organism in Eukaryota, Metazoa, Arthropoda, Insecta, Hymenoptera, Apidae. The coding region runs from base 1028 to 2113 and encodes 361 amino acids. Gene Ontology annotation, molecular function: gap junction channel activity. Gene Ontology annotation, cellular component: gap junction; plasma membrane.
UCGGUGUUGGCUACUCGCAACCCGUUCAUCGGACAAUCUAUCUGCACGAUAUAUUGAGAGAAAAAAUUCUGCGCGAAGAGGAGAGAGAGAGAGAAAGAGAAGGAGAAAGAGGGGGUUCGUGGCACGCUGAGAGAGUUCAAGGUGUUACACAACUUUGCGUCAGGCUGUGUUUCUCUCUGAGAAAUCCUCGACUGACGAAAAAAACAGCAGCAGAUUGAUAGUGAGUGUCGUAGCUUUGACACAAAGCGAAAAAUCAAUCGGUUUAGUGGCGUGACAUAGCGCGAUUACGGAGAUCGAGAAAACUAGACGAAACGAGCGCGCGUCUCGAUUACAUGUAGCUCUAGCUAUCAAGGAAUCACAGAGAUCACGUGGAAAAAGACAUACAAUCGAUCCAGAAAACACUGUUUGCUUCCAGUAACACGCACGGUUAUUUGUUUACCACGACUCACCUGAACGUUUUCUGAACGUGUUUAACGCCUUCGAACCGAUUGAUUGGCGGCAAAAAAUGUUGACAGGACACGUUUGUUUCGUUAACGCAUUCCAGAAUUAAAUUCUUGCCAGAAGAUAACCGUGUGCGUGUGUAAAGUCUAAAGUGGCCGUUCGCGAUCUCGUUCAACGUGGUUCGGUGACCGAUCGCGUGUGCGCGCGCGCACACUCUCUUCGGUCCGAAGAAAGAACAAGAAGCAGUGGUGGAGUAGGGCAGAAGAAAAGGAAGAAGGACGCCAAAGGAGAAGGAGAACCGGGAGAAAAGGAAAAGAGGGAGGCACGCCGCGUGGACACAGCCGUACGAUCGUGUGUCUGUUUCGUUUCGUUUUACCGCUUUUCGAGUCUGAGCUGGUAGAUGAAGACUCGGGAAAGUUUCAGUUAAUAUCCGAUUUUUCCGAUACGUGUUUCUCUUGUUUUUUUCUCUUUUGUUUUUUUUUCGUUCGUGAACGAUUUUACCACGUGGGAAUAAUCGUGCAAAGGAAAAGAAAACAUACGAGGAUUGUAAACAACCUAACGCAUCGUUUGAUUAAAGAAAACAAUCAUGUAUAAACUACUAGGAGGUCUUGGACAAUACUUGAAAUGGCAGGAAAUCACAACAGAUUCUAUGGUGUUUCGGUUACACAACCACUUUACAACGGUGCUACUUUUCACGUGUUCGAUGGUAAUCACGGCCACCCAAUACGUAGGCAAUCCGAUCUCCUGCAUCGUUCAGGGUUUACCCACGCACCCUAUCAACACUUAUUGCUGGAUAACUUCUACAUUUACUAUGCCGGACGCAUUUAAUCGGCAGGUUGGUCUAGAGGUGGCGCAUCCAGGAGUAGCGAACGACUUCGGCGAUGUAGAUGCGAGGAAAUAUUAUACUUAUUACCAAUGGGUGUGCUUUGUGUUAUUCUUCCAGGCAGUACUAUGCUACGUUCCACAAUGGUUGUGGAAUAUGUGGGAGGGCGGUUUGAUCAACGCACUGGUUAUGGGUAUGAAUCACGGUCUCGAUCACGAAGAUAAUAUUCAAAGAAAGAAAUCUACGCUUAUGGUUUAUUUAAUGCAAUAUAGAAAGACACACAACACGUAUGUGUACCGGUAUUUCGCCUGCGAGGCCCUCUGUCUUGUCAAUAUUUUCCUUCAACUGUACCUGAUGAAUCGGUUUUUCGACGGCGAAUUCCUCAGCUAUGGACUGCGAGUUUUACAAUUAUCCGAUGUCCCACAAGAAGAACGUGUAGAUCCUAUGGUCUACGUCUUUCCACGCGUUACCAAAUGCAUUUUCCACAAGUAUGGUGCAUCAGGAACCAUACAGAAGCACGACUCUCUAUGUAUUCUACCGUUGAACAUCGUCAACGAAAAAACGUAUAUUUUCAUCUGGUUCUGGUAUACUAUUCUAUCGAUUUUGUUGAUCGGCUUGAUGGUCUACAGAGCCGCCAUAAUCUUCGCCCCAGCCGUCAGACCAAGAUUGCUUCAUCUGUCAUCACGACUUCUCUCCAUAGAAACCUGCAACAGUAUCAGCAAGAAGAUUGACCUUGGCGAUUGGUGGCUUCUCUACAUUCUCUCUUCUAACAUGGACUCGUUGAUUUACAGGGAUUUCUUGCAAGAGCUUACUAAAAAAAUGAGCGAUUCACAUUCAGUCGUUGCCUAGAUUACAUUUUGCUAUUUUACAAUUUAAAAUUAAAAGACAUGGAUUGAAAGGUAAUAGAAUUAUGGACUGAUUCGUUGAUUGGUCAAUAGGCAGAUUUUAUAUUUUCUGCUGAGAGAUUAUUUUACUUUAGAAAAUUAAAGAAAGUUAAGUCGUUGAAAGAAAAUAUAUAUGUAAAUCUGCGCAUUUAUAUAAAUGAAGCGAGAAUUCAUAAAGAGAUAUUUUCCUAACUUAGCGCUUAAAGAACGAAACAAUUGCUAUAUACGACUGACGUAGAAAAUGCGAUGAAGACAUUCCUAAUGCCGCAUUAAAGUGACCACUUUAGGAUCUCUGUGUGUGUGCUUGUGCGUGCGUAUUUGUGUGUGCGUAUGUAUAUGUGGAUAUGGUAGCUGCGUGUUAUGUAUACUCACGCGUGUAUCAUCAUUGUUUUUCAACGAUUAGGUCUCGAGAGAAUCGUUCUGUAUCUUUUCAUUUAGUGUUCGUUUUCCAAAGCAAGCAAAGCUAUUUUAUUUCUUCGAGUAUUGCUCAAAGAAAAUCGUUUCAGUAGGAUUAGAAAAAUUUCUUGAUCGUGAGGAUCUUAACGUGCAAGGAUAUAUAUUUUACUGUACAACAUCUUUUUGCUAUGAGAUCAUACUGGUUUUUUUAAUUAAUCUCCGUGGUUAUGACAACACGUAUAUUGUGUCUUACGAAAGACGCUAUUAUGAUACAUUCCUGUAUAGUGUAUACAAAUUAAUUCAUUAAUUUUUUUUUUCUUCUUUAAUAUAAAGAAAAGAUAUAUAUUUUUUUUUUUUUUUUUUUAGUACAUAUACCGAAUUUUUAAACAUAUAUUUUAUGUUAAAAUACUUUAGGGAUAAUCUUUUUACGUGAUCAAGUAAUUACAAUACCAAUUAAAAUUAUAUGUAAUAGCUUGAAUGUAAGAAUUUUGGUAUGGCUAAAAUGAAUAUUUUAUUUGGUGGAUUUUCUACAUAUAGUUGUAUUUUAAUAGCGUUUAAAGUAUACAGUAUCUUUUUAAUUAAUAAAAAGAAUACUGAAAAAUCUUUAAAUAAUUGUUAUUAUAAAGUUGUUAAUUAAUUCUGUCCAUUUUCGUGAAAAAAUGGAAAAAAAUGCAUGUUGCAUUUGUAAACAUUCUAUAUAUUGAUCGACUAUUUACCCAUUUGUGUUCCAUCGGCAAGGAAACAUUGUCGAAGACUUCUAUUAAACGUUUUUUCCAACA